Triticum turgidum subsp. durum (durum wheat) is the source of this 1071-nucleotide messenger RNA. The record is from the annotation of a GenBank genome assembly. NCBI's taxonomy places the organism in Eukaryota, Viridiplantae, Streptophyta, Magnoliopsida, Poales, Poaceae.
AUGGCGCUCCUCACCGAUCUCCUCAACCUCGACCUCACCGACUCCACGGAGAAGAUCAUCGCCGAGUACAUAUGGAUCGGCGGAUCUGGCAUGGAUCUCAGGAGCAAGGCCAGGACCCUCCCCGGCCCGGUCACGGAUCCCAGCAAGCUGCCCAAGUGGAACUACGACGGCUCCAGCACCGGCCAGGCCCCCGGCGAGGACAGCGAGGUCAUCCUGUACCCACAGGCCAUCUUCAAGGACCCGUUCAGGAAGGGCAACAACAUCCUUGUCAUGUGCGAUUGCUACACCCCAGCUGGAGUGCCAAUCCCCACCAACAAGAGAUACAACGCUGCCAAGAUCUUUAGCAACCCUGAUGUUGCCAAGGAGGAGCCAUGGUAUGGUAUUGAGCAGGAGUACACCCUCCUACAGAAGGACAUCAACUGGCCUCUCGGCUGGCCUGUUGGUGGAUUCCCUGGUCCUCAGGGUCCUUACUACUGUAGUAUUGGUGCUGACAAGUCGUUUGGGCGUGACAUAGUUGACGCUCACUACAAGGCCUGCCUCUUUGCCGGUGUCAACAUCAGUGGCAUCAAUGGCGAGGUCAUGCCCGGACAGUGGGAGUUCCAAGUCGGCCCGACUGUUGGCAUUUCUGCUGGCGACCAAGUGUGGGUCGCUCGCUACCUUCUUGAGAGGAUCACUGAGAUCGCCGGAGUUGUCGUCACAUUUGACCCCAAGCCCAUCCCAGGCGACUGGAACGGUGCUGGUGCUCACACAAACUACAGUACCGAGUCGAUGAGGAAGGACGGCGGGUUCAAGGUCAUCGUGGAUGCCGUGGAGAAGCUCAAGCUCAAGCACAAGGAGCACAUCGCCGCCUACGGCGAGGGCAACGAGCGCCGCCUCACCGGCAAGCACGAGACCGCCGACAUCAACACCUUCAGCUGGGGCGUCGCAAACCGUGGCGCGUCGGUGCGCGUGGGCCGGGAGACGGAGCAGAACGGCAAGGGCUACUUCGAGGACCGCCGGCCGGCGUCCAACAUGGACCCAUACGUGGUCACCUCGAUGAUCGCCGAGACCACCAUCCUGUGGAAGCCCUGA